AUGCCGUUUACCGCUGCAACGACCUCCAGCACCGCCAAUCAAGCUCAGCGGUCCACGCCUACCUCAAACCCUUGUCUGUCACGUCAGCCCAUGCGAAUCCGCACUUAUACGGUCCGUGUAUAGUUCACUUUUGUUGGUUCUUGUAUGUUCUUCUCGGUUUGCAGUUCCUUCUCUCCAAUUCCUGCUUCGGGGCUUCGUUAAUGUGUAAAUUGAGAGCAGUAUUUGUUAUAGCUCACCAUCUGAGAGGUUGGAAGGGGCCCGAUGGGUGUACUCUUACCUCUGUCUUCGAAGCUGGUUAUUCUAGGCCAGACGUAACCAGCAGCACUAGCACGACAUGAAUUCAGUUUGAUUGUCCCCUUUUGUGUGGGACACGCAGUUAUUUGUGUUCAGUUUUUCAGGUCUUGCCCCUCAGAAGCUACCCUUCUCAACUUUGUCCACAUAGAUCACCUUCUUGACUUCUUCUCUCCAUCCACUACUUAGGUAAUUCCUCUGGCACGCCGAAGCGGUCUUAUCGAGUGGUGCGAGGGCACCGUGCCACUUGGGGAUUGGUUGGCUAACGAAACCAGUGGUGCUCACCAGCGCUACCAUCCCACUGACCUCACGCCUACGCAAGCCAAAUUGCGCCUCGCAGGAGUACGUGACAGGGGGCAGGAACGAAAAUUUGCCGUCUUUCAGGAGAUUUGUGAAAGACUGAGGUCAGCGAAAUUGAUGACCGGACCCUUCUCUGUCUGUUCUUUUUUGAGGCUCCGAAUUAUCAUUUUCAGUGUCAUUGUAGUUCUUAGAUGUUAGCCACACGUUGCUCGUGCACGAUCUUGACGCGCCAACCAAACAUGGAGACCGACCUUUGGAAACGUUUAGUUUCGGCGGCGCAUUGCCCUAGGCUGCCAAGUUAGUAAAUUAUGACCUUUUUGUCAUUGAAACGCUAUAUGAGUGCUCUGUGUCUCUUGAAGGGCAUUAAUAUUUUGGGGAAAGGAGACUAGUUUCCGACGAAAGCCUGUUAACUGUACCAUGUCGAGCUAAACUGCAGUCCACAGCAGCCACAUCAUCCCUCAACUUCUGCUGCAGUAUGAACUAAAAGUACCUGCCAACUCAGCUGUUAUCCCACGCUGCUUCUGCAGUACCUAAUAUUUUUCAUACGACCUCUUCCAGAGAGGAGACGCUUUUAGCUGGGGCAGACUUUCUUGUAUGCCUAGCAUAAAUUCUGUCUGAGACUGUUUCUGGGCGACUGACUGCAACACUAUUGUUUUUGAGCUCGCUUUCCUUGCCCUCUUGUCGUACGAGCAAAUAUUAACAGAUGUAUAGAAAAUCUGUAGCUAUUAAGCAUUUCCCAACGCCCUCAACCCCUCCCCCCUCGGUUAAUCCUCUUCGGACAGACCGGUCCUGGGCUACUUUUUCCUUGAGAAUUUCCCCAGCCCGACUGAGUGGCACGCUGCAAAAGCGAGGUACACCACUUCACUGGCUGUCUCCUCCAUCCUCGGUUUUCUGGUCGGUCUGGGUGACCGGCACCCGCACAAUCUGCUGCUGCAUCCAGCCACCGGCGAGGUCGUGCACAUUGAUCUGGGCAUUGCUUUCGAUCAGGUUAGUACUCAUUUUUCUGCCCUUCUAUCUCAACCCGCCCCCUCCCUGCCCUGGCACUUUUACUAACCUCGUCAUUCCCUCCCCUACCGCUUUCAGUCUGAUCUACUCUGUUCCUUAGAAAGCGCCAAAACAUACGUGCUAGGCUUAAUCUUAGUAACAAGAACCUCGGUCGACGUAAGCAGCGAGAAUGCCCUCAGUCAGGUGUAGGAAGCAAAUUUUGGUCCCUACGCUCGCUAUCAUCCCGGUGAUCUCCGGCCAAGUGGUCUGUGUGAUGGCUCCCCGCAGCCUUCACACUAUAACCUCUUUGGCCUUAGUUGACCGGUCAAUAGGUCGCUCCCUGCUUAUCUCGUAUGGGGGACCUCGCCUGGCUUCUAUCUAUUCUAUUUGACUACCUUUUUUGCCGGUCGAAGUUGUCCACUCCUGAGCAUCUUCCUUGAGUUACAGCUGAUCCGGGAUGUGCCUGGCCGACUUUCUCCCAUUUUUAUCAAUAAUUUCUAUUUGGACCCAACUGGAAAACUCGGCGGCAUCGGUGGGAUUCAGACGUACCGAGGUCGCCAAGUUUUUCUCAGCUGGGCCAAGGUAUAUUAUUAAGUCUUCCAAAACGCCUAUGCAUAAUUUCUAUAUUGAUUCUUAUGUCGGGAGGCCGAAGUGAUUCUAAGGAGUCUCUCUCACUCGCGAAUGAGCUGGGUCUCGGCCGCUUAUUUGCCUUCGAAUCCAGUAAACGACCUUCGUCGCUUUUUUGGUUUCACUACCUAAUUUUGGUUUGACAUUCGUAUUCCUUCACAAAAAUUCUCGCUUUUCUACCGUACUCCGAUGUCUUGUUUAUGCGCAAAGCCUAGCACUUUUUCUUCCCUCCUUUUUUAUGGCCUGUAUUCAAGCCCUCGAACAGGGCUAUCAGUGGCCAGCAGUAUUGGUGGUACUAGUGCAACAUGACUGACCAUUUGUGAAGAAGUCGAAGUAAUGCACUGUGGUCUGACCGCACCAUUCCCGAUCUCGGCCAACACAGCUGGGCUGUCGGGCUAGGCCUGGGUCAACCUGGAAACAGCCAAGUCAGAUUCAGAUCAUCUGGCUUAGAUAUGUUUGGUUUACGUAAAAGAUAAAAAAUCGUCAUUCUCACCCGUCUACAUGUCGGCAAGCCCUUCGAAAGAGUUUAUUAUAUAUCUAAUCGCUAAAGCCUUCUCUACCGGCUUUUACAAGGGUCGUCUUCUGCCAACUCCAGAAGUGGUGCCUUUUCGUUUGACCCGAGAUCUUAUCCAUGCUCUCGGUCCUCUUGGCCCCGAAGCCGGAUUCACCACUGCUGCUGAGUCGGCUCUGUUGGUCUUCGCCUCCGGCGCAGAUGUCAUCAUCACUCUCCUCGAGGUACGCAGCUGCCAUCUGCUGGCUCACUUCGUUUUUUGAUGUCAUCCCUAAGUAAACCUUUUUUCACCUUUUUGUGGUGGGGUCCCAACCUGUCUGGAUUUCGUGGUCAGCAGUGGUAUCGAGGGCGCCCUGUCUCACCUGCAACUUGCCACUGUGCCCUCUGGCACAGUCUUGGACACCAUCACCUACGGUGGAUAAACUAUUGGCGGCCGCGUUGAUUAGUCACGCCUGAUUAUAGGACGGAGUAGGGUACGAAGAAAUUUUUUAAAGUCGGCCUACCGCUUAUUAUAGGCAAAGAUAAACGCCUCAGGGUUUGUGGGCGUCCGCACUGUAGAAUAUUCUAAAAUAAUUCGAUAACCUCCGCGAAACACAUUCGUGGCAUACUGACACUGAGCUUUUCUGUUAAUUACAGUUCUCGCUCAAUUUUUGUCCUGUCAGGACUGUCGUUGCGGGCUUUAGACUCACAAGGGAAGUAUCCACAGACGAUGCGGAGCGUCGGCUGUUAUCUAAGAUCAACUAUUUUGUCUACGACCACCUGCACCUGUUUUUGAAAGUUAUGCCCAAACUACAGAAUACAUCGACCUCUUGGUAGUCUUUCUUUCUAAACUUCUAAGUGCCUUCAUGAUUCCUUUGCAGGCCUCUCGGAUGGAUUCGGAACAUGGUAAAUUCAUUUAAUGAGGAAGCGGACUACAUGCACACUUGAUUUUACCUAGCUUGGAAGCUCUAGUUACGCAAUAUUGAAUAUAACGCCAACGUCAUCGGUUCCUUGAUAAAGAUGCUAAGUGCCCUACUUGCAUCUCUGGCUCUAUUCAGCCCUCGCCGUUCAGUCGGAGAAUUCUCGUGGGGACAGUUCCCCUCACAAUAGUUAUUGGUGUCUUACAAAUAUCCAAAGAUUUGACGUGAACGCAUGGCAAGAUGAUUCGUACAAUCGACUGCCAGUUUGGUUGUUGCAAUAGUGUAAUGCGGCUCUUUACUGUCAUAAUUUUGACCCGACAUGCCUACGGAACUUUUAUUGUUUGAACUCCAUGCAUGGCCGUAAUCCAGGUUAUUUGUAAGUCAAUGGGGUUACACUUAAAUUAUUCCCCCUAGUACUGUGGAACUAUUACUUCCAUGUGUUCGAGAAAGUGAGGCGAAUCUGUGCCAUUUCAAAGUCAGUUGACUAAUCGUCUAGGUUUAUGGACAGCUGCAGUCACUCUUUUCGUUGAUUUCAGAACCCUCAAGGUGACUGAUUCCAUAUGAUGCUGUGAAUAGAACCCUGCGAUCACCCACCAAAUUUUGCUUACUCUUCACCGUCUUAGUAAUACGAUCAUACCGAUUAUUUUCACUGCCUCCGUUUUGUCUUCAAUAGAACACUUGAAUUUUGCGCACCUGGCUGCUUUAACACAUCCUGUGGGUUUCGUCCCGACGGUCUCAAAUAUUUUCACUGAAAUGUUCACAACUUUACGCUUUUUGUAGGUACUUUUGCACGACCCUCUUUACUCGUGGUCUCUCAGCCCGGCUCAGCUCUGCGCUCUUGAAGCGAGACGCGCCGAGGCAGUCGCUGUUGGUCCCUCGGUGGGUCCCCCAGGAACCGCCCGCACGAACGACCCCUCGGAACGACAGUCCACGGCCGUCUUCCGAGACCAGCCACCUGUGCAACGGCUAAUCGCCAGCACCUGUCAGACUGCGCAGCGAAGGUCGAAGGGUACGCAUGUGUUUUCAUUGUAACUGUUAACGAAUCUGAUGAAAGUAAACCUACAUAUUUACGCUGUCAUCGACUGCACGAAGGUUGGGCGCAGUCUUAUUUUCAGUGCCUGACCCCCAGUCUCUGAACUGCAGGUCAACCAGACGCAGCAGAGUGAGAAGCUUGCGCGCCCCACCCGUGUUGGCUUUUUGAUGUUUUGACUGGAAGAGGUGCACGCCCUUGCGUCUGACGGGGCGGGUAGUCGUCGGCAUACGCGAAAUCACUAAAGCUGUAGGAGCCCACGGCCACGGCUCAGACCGGACGAAUUUGUCAACCUUUGGCGUGACCCAUUGGACGCCUUCUAGUCUUCGGCAAGCGUUGUAACCAUCCAUCCACUUUGAAACUGGUUCAUCCCCCUCACAUGCCUAAUAUCCACGCCUAUCCCCCUUCUCGUUUGUUAAACCCGAAGUACGCUCUGAGCCGGCGGCGGCAAAACGACGUAACCGGCCGACAAACUGCCCAGCCCAACUUGCUAGAGCGACCAACACGUGCGCGACGCGGGUUAGAUGGCCAGUCGUGGUGCCUGGCUUGAUACAACACUUGCCAGCGAUCUGCAAUGGAGAAGUGAGCUUGAGACGGAUCCUCCCUGUGCAAACCUUUCCCUCCAAAAUCAACGGUGUCUCGAGAGUUGUCAAUGACAGGAUAAACCGGUGGGGACCAGGUCGUAGCGGCCCCUUAGCGUGACCUUACGACUUCUCCGACGCGGCAUCAAGGCAAAGCUUGGUUAACGUGGGUUGAGGUAGCUAGUAUUUGCGUGGCACGCGAGCGGCGAGAGGGAACUAUCGGUUAACCCACGCUCGUCUCCAGAAACCUUGGCCUAGCCCUUCGAUCAGAACACGAUGCGUCUUGAUCGACCCUGCGCAUGUCUCCAGUUCAUGUGCAAAUUACUGCUGCCCACAAGGGGUAGCGAUAGUCCUCUUCGAGUUUUACAGAGUAAGAACUGUAGUUCUGGUGUUUUGGGGCUGGCUUUCCCGGUCGCGGUAUGAUCCCCCGCCUCUGGCUUUAUUGCUUGCCCGACUAUGUAUCGUGGCUGUUCACCGACAAAUAAUCGGAAAGUACCUGAGGUAGGCUGUUCAUACGGACUCGUCUCCACUGUUUAACUUCAGUUUUAGGUCCUUUCCGUCAGAAGACCUUCGGAAUAUUUAUUUUGUUGUCAUCGCUGAUGGCUGAUGAACAAGUCGGCUGUCUACGGCACAGACACAUUUGGGGAGCAACGCAAAAUUUGGUUAUGGUCAGUAAACCAGCAGCCUAAGUAUCAUUCCAUGUGACCCAAACUACUUUUUAGAGUAAUUCAAAGCCCAUAACGCUAUAGGACGCGAUUCUUCGUCAGCGGGUUGAUAUAAAAAGCUCCGAAAGUCAUAUGGUUGUCAUUGUCAAUGCUGGCAUACGACUUUAUAGAAAGAUAAUCUGACCUCAGAUGGCGAAACGCGCGUCCAUGCAGCUUUGUACUGGUUCUGGAACCGUUUUAUGGAAGCAAAUUUUAUUAAGGCAACAAAAUAAAUUUACGAAAAACCAGUUUCCUGGCCUAUAAAUCCCAAGAAGUCAUUUAACUGAUCGUCUUUUAGCAAGCAGAUUUAAAGUGCCCUCAAUCAUGUGUUCUUUAAAGUAUCGUUACUAGCCCACCUACUGCAACCCCACGCUCUUGGGAGAUUAUGCGUUCGUCGGCCGAAAGUCUAACCUCUGCUUCCGUCGACACUCCUUGUCUGACUGCACUGUGGUUCCCAUCAAAUUUUAGAGUCUGCUAACCAGCUGGCCGAGCGCGCUCUCUUGAAUGUGCGAGACAAGCUGGAAGGCCGGGUGGGUGGUAUUGGCAGUGGCGGCCUUUCUACAGCCGCUGGCAGCGAGGGUGUGAGCACUCUGAGAACAGCAGGCCAGAUAAACCUUCUCCUUCGAGCAGCAACGAACCCGGAAAAUCUCUCACGCAUGUACUUCGGAUGGCAGGCAUACCUCUGA
Spirometra erinaceieuropaei is the source of this 6613-nucleotide messenger RNA. NCBI's taxonomy places the organism in Eukaryota, Metazoa, Platyhelminthes, Cestoda, Diphyllobothriidea, Diphyllobothriidae. The record is from the annotation of a GenBank genome assembly.